UCUCUAGUGCAUAAGUCCUGCAGCCGAUGCUUAUCAUUCCCAGUCCUCACAACUACUAUAUCCAAUCCAUCACUGCAUCAGAACGACAAUCCUAUAGCACUGACGUAAAGCUACAUCUCACCCAUUAUACAUACAUAAUACGCAUCCAUCAAACUUACACUCAACCUUUAACCAACCCCGCCCCCGCAAUCUUAUUAUCAGCCUAAAUUUAACCUACACUUUCUCCACAAUGUCCCCGGAUGCGGGGAAGAAUGAUGACCACAAAGUUCAUUCCGCAUCAUGAAAAAGUUACCUUCAUCGCUGAAAACUCAUGUUUGUAAAAAUGAAGCCAUGAUAUGCAAUUUUUAUGCAUCUAGCCAUUGAUUUAUCCAGAGUCAUACUUGCAGCUUCAUGAUGCGUACAUCAUAAAAGCUUAGAACGUCCAGCAUAUGGAUAGAUUACUGUAGUAAAGAAAUACAAAUAUAAGCACUUUCCUGAUUUUUUCUGUCCUUUCUGCAAUUUCUCAUUUCUGCCUUUCUCUAUCGUGAAAAUUCAUAUAACAAAAACCUCACUACCAUGGCUGUUGGAGCUCCUGCUCAUGGGCUUCAUGAUGUGGCUCCCCAACGUCGGCAAAAGCUUACGGGUGCCAGUGGCCCAGCAGCUUUAGUUAAAAAUCUUCGUAUUUUCAGUAUUGCCUUGUUCGCUUGCAUUGGAGGACUCUUAUAUGUACGUGACUCCAUGCACGUCCUCAACCCAAAGAAGUCGAGUUGCAAAACUAAAUCAUAAUGUAUGAAAUGUAGGGCUACAACGAAGGUGCCUUCUCUGGUGUUCUCUCGGUCUCUCCAGCAAUACCGUCUCUCUCCUUGCCACCGGCGUCGUCGGCAUCGUAAUGUUCAUCGCGACCAUCCCCUCCGUCCUCUACAUCGACAAACUAAGUCGCAAACCCAUUCUCACCAUUGAUGCCAUUGGAAUGGCGACAUGCCACAUAAUCAUCGCUGUAAUCGUAGUGAAAAGUAGAGACUCAUGGGACGAGCAUAAAGCUGCGGAAUGGGCUGCUGUGGCUAUGGUUUGGUUUGUGUUUCCCUCUUCCUGUCUAUCCCUUCAUCUCCCUAGUAACAUCUUCUAAUCGAAUUCUUCACAGGCUCUUCUUGAUUCACUUUGGUUAUAACUGGGGACCUUGCGCUUGGAUCCUCGUCGCGGAAAUCUGGCCCCUGUCCAACAGGCCCUACGGUAUCGCUCUCGGCGCAUCCUCAAACUGGAUGAAUAAUUUUAUCGUCGGACAAGUAACACCUGAUCUGUUAAGCGGUAUAUCUUAUGGAGCCUAUAUAAUCUUCGGCUUGUUAACCUACAGCGGCGCAGCCUUUAUUUGGUGGGGAGUGCCUGAGACGAAGAGAUUGGGCUGUGAGUAUUCUUUUCUGGAUUUUUUUGGGUUGUGUCAUGUUGUUGACCGAUCUUCUUUUUUCGCAUCAAUGUUUUCACCUAUAUUUAUUAACUUUGCCUGCAUUGAAAAGGAGAAGAGAUGUGGAAUGAAAUGGAAACGAUAUUUGCGUGCUAAUAUUUUUAAAGUGGAGGAAAUGGACCUAGUAUUCGGCAGCGAAGGCGUCAGCCGUGGCGACAUUGAGAGAAUGGAAGUUGUACGCCGGGAGGUGGGAUUGGAUAUGAUUCCUGGGGAGAUGAAUACCAAUGGUGAUGUAUCCCCUGUGACAGAGAAUAAGAGUGAAAGAGGCGAAAAGAUCCAUGCGAUAUAGAUGAAUAUGGACGUACACUGACACACCGAAAUAAGUGUGUUCUUGUUCUGCGGUUUUAGAUUGUAAUGGUCAAGAAGGUGUUGGGAAGAUUUGAUAUAGGUAUUA
Messenger RNA from Sclerotinia trifoliorum, 1832 nucleotides. NCBI's taxonomy places the organism in Eukaryota, Fungi, Ascomycota, Leotiomycetes, Helotiales, Sclerotiniaceae. The record is from the annotation of a GenBank genome assembly.